UUAUCGUGGGCCUAUGCACCACCGCGGCUUGCUGGCGACAGGUCGCCGGCCUCCGGGAGACGGAAGCCGAGCGGGCUCAUGGGGCGCUCUCCGAGUUCGAACCCUUUGAGGACGAGGAGAUUGGCUCCAACGCUGUGCCGGUGGAUACGGAUGAAGACACCGAACUCGAAGAUGCCACGGAAAGGCGGAUAGAUGACGAAAUGAACUCGAUGACCACGAAAGAGACGACGGAAAGCAGCACAACAACGACCACGACCCAGGCGACGCAUCCUGACGUGGAUCACGGUUUCUUCGGUGAUACUGGGCACGACGACCACCACCAUGACCAUUCGACCUCGGGUGAUGACGACGGCGAUAUGUUCGGCCUCGGGGGCGA
Symbiodinium sp. CCMP2456 is the source of this 376-nucleotide messenger RNA. The record is from the annotation of a GenBank genome assembly. Lineage: Eukaryota; Dinophyceae; Suessiales; Symbiodiniaceae.